Molecule: messenger RNA, 2223 nt
Organism: Ichthyophthirius multifiliis
Lineage: Eukaryota; Ciliophora; Oligohymenophorea; Hymenostomatida
Exons: 4
Molecular function (GO): ATP binding; ATP hydrolysis activity
Source: RefSeq, a predicted model, not a curated record
AUGUCCCGACACGAAAAUUUAAUAAGAAUAAGUCAAGUCAAUUUAUAAGAUCAAGGAAAUAUAAAAGAAGCAACAUAAAUAGUUUCUAAAUUUUUAAAAUAAUCAAAUCUUCCAGAAUUUUUUUACGAGCAUAUAGCCGGUAUAAUAAUUGAAGAAUGUCCUACAACAUCUUAAGAUUUAUAUGAAUUUAUUGGUGAUUUUAUCCAUAAUGGCAAUUAUGUAAAUAAAUAAUAAGCAUUAAAAAUAUGUAAUGAAUUACAUGAAAUAUUGCUGUAAAGCCAAAUAAUAAAAAAAGAGAAUAAAUUUAAUUUAACAGCCGAAAAAUUAGAUGCUCCAGUAACCCUAAAUUAGGUAGAACUUAUAAAAGAAGUCGAUUUACAUAAUCAUGGUUAUGAUGAUGCUUUUAGAGGAACUAAAGGAGGUGCUAAUACAAAUGAAGAAUUAACGCACGAAGAACUCAAAAUGAAAUUAUUAAAAAGAGAAGAAGAAGCUUUAAAAAAGAAAAAAUAAUUAUUCGAAAGGUAUCAAAAGGAUAUGAAUGAAACCGAAAAAAAACUGCCUCCAGUUUAAGUUAGACAUCAUAGAAAUUCAGAAGCAAAAACAUUAGACUUAUAAUUAGAUAACGUUAAUGUCAUUAUAGGAGGAAGAGCACUAUUAGAAGAUGCCAAAUUAAGAUUAACUUAUGGAAGAAAAUAUGGACUUAUUGGUCGAAACGGUAUUGGAAAAACCUGUUUCAUGAACGCCCUUGCCAGAAGUGAAUUCGAUGGAAUGCCCAAACAUUUAUAAAUUCUAUUAGUUGAGUAAGAGACGAAAGCUUCUUAUAAAUCUCCUUUACAACACGUAAAAAAAAUUAAAAAAAAAUUAAAAUAAAAAAUAUAGGUACUCGAAACUGAUAUUGAAAGAGAAUCUCUUUUAAAUGAAGAACAAUAAUUACUAAAAGAAAAAGACAACCUAAAAAGUGCUUCUCGUCUUUCUCAAAUAUAUGAAAGACUCGAAUAAAUAGAUGCUCAUAUGGCGGAAUCUAAAGCAGCUGCGAUACUCGGUGGGCUUGGCUUUUCACAACAAAUGAUGAGAAAUGCAACAUCUUAAUUAUCUGGAGGUUGGAGAAUGCGUGUAUCUUUAGCACGUGCUUUAUUUGUUUAACCUGAUGUAUUAUUAUUGGAUGAACCUACUAACCAUCUUGAUUUAGAUGCUGUUAUGUGGUUAGAAGAUUAUAUAAUAAACUGUAAUAUGACCAUAGUUGUAGUAUCUCAUGCUAGGGAGUUCUUAAAUGUAACUUGUACUGACAUUAUCCACUUUUUCGAGUAAAAGUUAAUCUAUUAUAAAGGAAAUUAUGACCAAUUUGAAAAAACUCGUUAUGAAAAAAACUCUUUAUAAAGGAAAAAAUUCGAGGCUAAUUAAGCCAAAGUAGCCCAUAUGCAAGAAUUUAUUGAUAAAUUUAGAUAUAACGCAAAAAGAGCAUCUUUGGUGUAAUCUAGAAUAAAAGCAAUUGGAAAAAUGGAAAAUAUAGAAGAUGUUAUAGAAGACCCUUCAUGUGUAUUUAUAUUCCCUACUCCUGAAAAACUUCGUCCUCCACUUUUAAGGAUUGAAGACGGGGCUUUCGGGUAUUCUAAAGAUUAAGUAAUACUUAAAGGGAUUAAUUUUGCAGUUGAUUGUGAUUCUAGAGUGGCUAUUGUAGGCGCUAACGGUGCAGGAAAAUCUACUCUUUUGAAAUUAUUGGUCGGGUCUUUGUAACUUACUGAAGGUAAUUAAUAUAGGAGUGGAAAACUUAGAUGUAGUAUGUUUACUUAACAUCAUUUGGACUAAUUAGAUUUAACACUUUCCCCUUUGGAGUAGAUUUCAAGAGAUUAUGUAGGUUCUACCUAGGAAGCUUAUAGAUAACAUUUAGGUUCUUUUGGUAUCACAGGAAAUAUGGCACUUAGACCCAAUUAUUUACUUUCUGGAGGACAAAAAUCGAGGGUUGCUUUUGCAUUGGCUGUAUAUUAAAAUCCUCAUAUUUUAAUUUUGGAUGAACCGACAAAUCAUUUAGAUAUUGAUGCAGUUAAUGCCCUUAUUAUUGCCUUAAAUAAUUAUUAAGGAGGUGUACUUAUAGUUUCGCAUGACUAACAUUUAAUUUCUACAGUUUGCGAUUAAAUAUGGUAUGUUAAAAGUGGAAGAAUUAAAAAGUUUAAUGGAGAUUUUUCAGAUUAUAGAACUGCUUUAGUGGCUAAUACUUUAUGAUUU